Molecule: messenger RNA, 1462 nt
Organism: Pelecanus crispus (Dalmatian pelican)
Lineage: Eukaryota; Metazoa; Chordata; Aves; Pelecaniformes; Pelecanidae
Gene: GPATCH2L
Product: G-patch domain containing 2 like
Source: RefSeq, a predicted model, not a curated record
AUUGCCAAUGGACGAACUGGUGCAUGACUUGGCCUCAGCCUUAGAGCAGACUUCAGAACAAAACAAGCUGGAUGAGCUGUGGGAAGAGAUGGCCCUAAGCCCACGGCAGCAGCGGCGUCAGCUUCGCAAGAGACGAGGUCGUAAACGACGCUCAGACUUCACGCAUCAGGCAGAGCAUGCCUGCUGCUACAGCGAGGCCUCAGAAUCAAGCUUGGACGAAGCUGUCAAGGAUUGCCGUGAGGUGCUGACAGCCAAUUUCAGUGACUCUGAUGACAUGGCAGUGGUCAAACGACACCCAGCUCUCAGUGCCACCCUGCGGAGCAAGCAACACUCGUGGCAUGAGUCAGACUCCUUUACAGAGAACGCACCCUGUCGACCUCUCAGGCGCCGACGGAAAGUCAAACGUGUGACAUCAGAGGUGGCUGCCAGUCUCCAGCAAAAGCUCAGGGUGUCAGAGUGGAACUACGAGAGGGGCUGCAGGUUCAAGUCAGCCAAGAAACAGCGUCUUUCACGCUGGAAAGAAAAUGCCCCGUGGACAUCAUCUGGUCAUGGCCUUUGUGAAUCAGGAGAGAACAGGCCCUUCCUCAGCAAAGGGGGGAGGAAAGAGCGGAUGGAGUGUGAAGCUGAUGAACAGAAACAGGGCUCAGAUGAAAACAUGUCAGAAUGUGAAACCAGCAGUGUAUGCAGCAGCAGUGAUACUGGCCUGUUUACCAAUGAUGAGGGCCGCCAAGGAGAUGAUGAGCAAAGUGAUUGGUUUUAUGAAGGAGAAUGUGUUCCAGGAUUCACUGUCCCCAACCUUCUUCCCAAGUGGGGAGCUGACCACCGAUCUGAAGUGGAGCGGAUUGACUCAGGCCUGGACAAGCUCUCAGAUUCCACAUUCCUUUUGCCCUCGCGGCCAGCUCAGAGAGGAUUUCAUGCUCGCCUGAAUCGCCUUCCAGGAGCUGCUGCCCGUUGUCUCCGAAAAGGUCGGAGGAGGCUUGUCGGCAAGGAGACCUCCAUGAGCACUCUGGGCACCGAGAGGCUAGGUCAUAUUGUUAGUGAUCCGCGCCAGAAAGAAAAGAACAAAGUGCCGGCUUCUGAUUUCCCACACACUGUGGCCUGUGCACAUGAGUUCAAUCCAUUAUCUCCUCUGUACUCUCUGGAUGUGCUUGCUGAUGCUUCCCACCGAAGAUGCUCACCAGCACACUGCACUGCCAGGCAAGCAAAUGUACACCUGGGUCCACCGUGUUCAAGGGACAUCAAGAGGAAACGAAAGCCAGCUGCAGCCUCCAUGUCCAGCCCAACAUCAGCAACUUUAUCUGUCCACAUGGAUGCAGCAGAGUCAGAGCUACCAGCAACACCAUCCCUGAGAUCCCAGAACUCUGAGUGGACAGGGAAAACACCAGCAGCCGAGAAAGCCACUAUUGCUGCCUCCAGUAACUUUUUUAAAAUGCCACCAGAGAAGAGCCCUGGAUACAGCUAA